CACAGACUCUUCCAGCCGGCCGGCAUUUUCUUUUCGCAGACCCGGUACGGUUCUCAGCUUGUACACGGAUCUCCUGAGGAUUUUUGACCCGUUUCACUUAUUUCACAGGUUCACAAUAAUCUGCACAAUGCCUGGUUUUUCAGACAGAGACCGUGGCAGAGAUAGGGGGUAUGGCGGUGGCCCUUCUCGUUUUGGUGGAGGCAACAGAGGAGGACCCCCUCAAGGAAAGUUUGGCAACCCUGGUGAAAGGCUGCGAAAGAGGCACUGGAACCUUGAUGAGCUUCCAAAGUUUCAAAAGAACUUCUACCAGGAACACUCAGAUGUCUCACACAGACCACUCCAAGAAGUUGAUCAGUAUCGCAGAAGCAAAGAGGUUACAGUCAAAGGCAGAGAUUGCCCCAAACCAAUAGUAAAAUUCCACGAAGCUGCAUUUCCAAGCUACGUUAUGGACGUCAUUGUCAAACAGAACUGGACAGAACCAACUCCAAUCCAGUCUCAGGGGUGGCCUCUUGCUCUGAGUGGGAAAGACCUGGUCGGCAUCGCUCAGACUGGGUCUGGGAAAACCCUGGCAUACCUUCUGCCUGCAGUCGUUCAUAUCCAACAUCAGCCUUUCUUGGAGCAUGGAGACGGGCCCAUUUGUUUGGUGCUGGCACCAACACGUGAGCUGGCUCAGCAGGUUCAACAAGUGGCUGCUGAAUAUGGCCGGGCCUCACGUCUCAAGAGCACUUGCAUCUACGGUGGCGCACCCAAAGGACCACAGCUCAGGGACCUUGAGAGGGGGGUUGAGAUUUGCAUUGCUACACCAGGUCGUCUAAUUGAUUUUCUAGAGUGUGGGAAAACAAAUUUGCGUCGUUGCACCUAUCUGGUGCUGGACGAAGCUGACCGCAUGCUGGACAUGGGCUUUGAACCUCAGAUCCGCAAGAUAGUGGAGCAGAUACGGCCGGACCGUCAGACUCUGAUGUGGAGCGCAACUUGGCCUAAGGAAGUUCGACAGCUGGCUGAGGACUUCCUGAAGGACUACGUCCAGAUCAAUAUUGGUGCCUUGCAGCUAAGCGCCAAUCACAACAUCCUACAGAUAGUUGAUGUUUGCAAUGACCUAGAGAAGGAAGACAAACUGGUUCGUCUACUGGAGGAGAUAAUGAGUGAAAAGGAGAACAAGACCAUUAUUUUUGUGGAGACCAAAAGACGUUGUGAUGAGAUUACAAGGAGGAUGAGAAGAGAUGGGUGGCCUGCAAUGGGAAUCCAUGGAGACAAGAGCCAGCAAGAGAGGGACUGGGUCCUUAACGAGUUCAGAUUUGGCAAAGCUCCGAUUCUCAUUGCUACAGAUGUGGCCUCCCGUGGCCUAGAUGUGGAGGAUGUGAAAUUUGUCAUCAAUUAUGACUACCCUAACUCCUCUGAGGAUUAUAUUCAUCGCAUUGGACGCACAGCCCGAAGUCAAAAAACGGGCACAGCCUACACCUUCUUCACCCCCAGCAACAUGAAACAAGCGGGCGACCUGAUCUCUGUGCUCCGCGAGGCCAAUCAGGCCAUCAACCCCAAGCUGAUCCAGAUGGCAGAGGACAGAGGAGGUCGUGGUAGGGGGGGAAGAGGUGGCUACAAGGAUGAUCGUCGCGAUAGGUAUUCUGGGGGUGGGAGAAGUAAUUUUGGUGGUAGCGGCUACAGGGACAGUGAUAGAGGUUUUGGCGGUGGGCCUAAGACUACCUUUGGUGGCAGCAAGGCCCAAAACAGCAACAUUUAUGGUGGCAACAGUAACUCUAAUGGUAGCUAUGGCAACAACAAUUAUAACAACAGCAACGGACAGGGUAAUUUUAGUGGUCCACCAAACCAGGGUGGCUUUGGGAACCAAGGUUUCCAAGCUCCACCUCAGUUUGGCGGCGUGCAGAGGGCUGCUCAGAAUGGCGUGAGUCAUCCGCCAUUCCCAUUCAACUCUCAGCCCCCAUUACCACAGAACCAACAGCCACCACCCCCACCACCGAUGGUGCCCUACCCCAUGCCCCCACCGUUCCCACAGUAGAUAUAAUUGCACAAUCUUGAAAUCUUACGGUAUAGUUCUUGUGUUUUUUCCUUUUGUACUUUUUAACUUUGUUUUGCUUACAGCAGGGUUGGCAUUAUUCAGUAAACCCCGAGCAUUAACCGGAGUCGUAGAUGCGUCUCCCGCAGUGAAAACAUGGUUGCUGCACUUUUCUUUGACCGUUGUUUUGUUACAUUCCCCAGUAAUUUAUUUUUACUUCGUAAUCCUGUGUUUUCAGU
Molecule: messenger RNA, 2250 nt
Organism: Nematolebias whitei (Rio pearlfish)
Lineage: Eukaryota; Metazoa; Chordata; Actinopteri; Cyprinodontiformes; Rivulidae
Product: probable ATP-dependent RNA helicase DDX5
Exons: 13
Coding region: 128-2014 (628 amino acids)
Biological process (GO): alternative mRNA splicing, via spliceosome
Cellular component (GO): nucleus; cytoplasm; ribonucleoprotein complex
Molecular function (GO): RNA helicase activity; ATP binding; RNA binding
Source: RefSeq, a predicted model, not a curated record